AUGCGUCCUACACAGUCAACAACAACAUCCACUCCAUUAAUCAACAAAGAAUCCAUCAAAAAUGAUAUUUUUGAAAUUCUUUCAAAUGAUAAUCAUGUGAAAGAGCAAAUUCAAGCAUUGCGAGGUAAUUAUGGACCAGAGGAUGUUGUUAAUAUACUGCAAGAUGCGGUUGUAAAACGGAUUGAACAACGUUUAUCUAUUGUUGAAAAAAAACGGAAGAAAUUGAGCAGCAGCUAG
Molecule: messenger RNA, 237 nt
Organism: Didymodactylos carnosus
Lineage: Eukaryota; Metazoa; Rotifera; Eurotatoria; Philodinida; Philodinidae
Source: the annotation of a GenBank genome assembly